Molecule: messenger RNA, 1595 nt
Organism: Dendronephthya gigantea
Lineage: Eukaryota; Metazoa; Cnidaria; Anthozoa; Malacalcyonacea; Nephtheidae
Exons: 2
Coding region: 1-1521 (506 amino acids)
Biological process (GO): DNA integration; signal transduction
Molecular function (GO): nucleic acid binding; protein binding
Source: RefSeq, a predicted model, not a curated record
AUGGCGGCAAUAAGGAGUCAAUUGGAUGAGUUUCAAAUUGACGAGUUUUUCAGAGCAUUACUAACUUUAUUGCAAUCAUCUUUGAGUGAGAACCUGUCAUUUGAUUCGGCAGAGUUCUUGGCCCGUCGUCUUGAUGCUUAUGAAAGAAAUCUAAAUGUUUUGAAUUCACGCCUUCGAGAAACGUACCCCGAGGAAGAACAGUUGUUAAGUGACUUGGGCCGGCUGAUUAGAAUUAUUUAUCAACAAAGAGAAUUUUGCGAAGCUUUAUCUUACCAAAAUUUCUUUCUGGAGGAGCAACAAGGCACGCAAUCAUUUGUUAGAGUAAGUAGAUCUGGAUUAGGUAGACCAACAGUUGAACUAUCGCAAGCAUUAUUAGAAGUUCUUCACGAUAACGUUGGAUUUUCGUGGUCUCAAAUUGCUCGUAGUCUUGGAAUAUCUGAGAGAACAAUUCGACGCCGAAGGAAUUCAUUCGCAAUGCCAAACAACCGGUCGUUUAGUGACAUUCUUGACGAUGAUCUUGAUAACAUUGUGCGUGAAGUUUUACGUAUAACGCCUAGAAUUGGCUAUAGGCUCGUCCAAGGUGCAUUGCGUAAUCGUGGUUUGAAUGUACAAAGACGUCGAAUCCUAGAUAGUCUACGAAGGGUUGAUCCAGUUAUGGUCACAUUGAGAGCAUCCAGAGCAAUUAUACGACGCCGUUAUUCUGUUCCAUGUCCAAAUGCAUUAUGGCAUUUAGAUGGUAAUCAUAAACUGAUUCAACCAUAUCGCUUUGUAAUUCACGGAGGAAUAGAUGGCUUCUCCAGGAUGAUAGUAUUUUUGAAGGUAGCUACUAACAAUGAAGCACUAACUGUUUUAAAAGGCUUUCGAGAAGCUGUAAAUAAAUUUAACCUGCCUUCACGAGUACGAACUGAUUUGGGUUUGGAAAAUAUAGAGGUUGCUCGCUUUAUGCUCGAAACACGUGGUCUGAAUCGUGGAAGCAUCAUAACUGGAACUUCUGUGCACAAUCAACGCAUAGAAAGGCUUUGGCGAGAAGUGAACAGUAUUGUAUGUUGUAGGUUCGUGAAUAUAUUUUCUUGUCUUGAGUCACUAGUGCUGGAUUCAACCAACGAGUUACACUUGUUUGUGUUACAUUAUGUGUACACUCCCCUUAUUAACGAAGCACUUUGUGAACUUACUGAGGCAUGGAACAAUCAUCCUUUGAGUAGUGAAAGGAACCUGAGCCCUCGACAGCUAUGGGUGCAAGGUAUGAUUUCUGAAAGAAACACCAACUAUAGUGCUGUGUCUAGUGUUCACAGUGGUCAACAUAUUGACUGGAAUGAGUAUGGCAUUGAUGAAGAUGGUCCAUCGGCUACAUUGCAGUCUGAUUACAGUGUGACUGUUCCGCAAUCGCAAAUUAACAUAAGAGAUGAGCAUUUUGGUCAAAUGGAACAAUUAGCAAACCAAAUUCAUGAUUUGGAUGAUACAGAUGGCAUUGUUGCCUUUCUUGUCAUUCUUAACUACUUACAACAACUUGACUAUCUUUAGCAGGCAUAAAUGUAGUAUAUUACUUGCAGUUUUUGAUGCACAUGAACACUAUUAACACAACAUCAAUUGACAAU